Molecule: messenger RNA, 1874 nt
Organism: Anarrhichthys ocellatus (wolf-eel)
Lineage: Eukaryota; Metazoa; Chordata; Actinopteri; Perciformes; Anarhichadidae
Product: palladin-like
Exons: 2
Coding region: 320-1300 (326 amino acids)
Source: RefSeq, a predicted model, not a curated record
ACUAAUGUCCCCGCUACCUUCUGUUCCCCCCGGACUAACCUUAACACUCUCUCUUCUUGCCAAUAUUCUGCCGGUGAAACCCGAGCCGCGGGCCAAAUAUAGCCCCACACAGCGAGCCGUUAGGGACCGGGACAGAUGGGACAGCAGGCCACUGCAGAGGCAGUACGCAAUUGGACCCUGAACCGGAGAGAUCCUGCCGACCGUCACACCGAUAAGGCUGCUCUUUUCUCUUUUUGUCUCUUUUCUGACUUCAUAAACAGGACGAACCUGGAACCACAAAACCAGGAGGAAGCAUUUGGACAAACAGAUCAAUUCAAGGAUGCAGGACGGGAGUCGGAAUCCGCCGCUCCCCGUCUCUCAGCUGCUGAAGAACCCGGCAAGAGGCGGGACCUUGGAGGGCGAUGGGGGGGUGUUUUCCGAGGCGUCCUCCGACGGGGAGCUCUACCUGGACUCGGUGACAGAGCUGGAUUCUGGAGACGGAGACUUUGCAGAUCUCACUGCUUUCUUGAGUGCAGACGAGAUACACCGCAGCCUGGACCUGGCCCUGGAGGCCUUUGGCGACACGUUGGAGUCUGAAGAUCCAGGUCCAUCUUCUAAUCCCACAUCCCAGGAGCCGGCUCUCCAACCUGUCCCCUCCCUUCCUACUGAAAACCUCUACACAAGCCCAAACGUGCAGCACCAGACCAAAGCCCCCUUGUCUGUGCCCCCCGAGGGUGCUGCAGUUGAAGUCUCCUCGAGUCAGAACGCCCCCCUAAAGAAACCCCUACAGGUGUCCGCUGAGGCUCCGGCCUCUGCCGAGAAGGUCGCCCGCCGCAAACCAAUGCAGCCAGUUUACAAGCAAGACAAACCUCGGCUGGUCCACGAAGGCCUGGAGCUGAACGAUCGGGCCGGUUCCGCCACGGAGUUCUGCAGCCGAGCCGCCACGUUCAUCGAGGAGCUGUCGUCCAUCUUCAAAGGUUCUGCUCACCUGGAGCAGCAGCAGGCGGAGGAGGACUCGUCCUCUCCCGACAGCGGCUACCUGACUCCGAGGAGUCGGCGACCGGCCCCUCAGGGCUCGGCCUCCGCUCCCGCUCUGCCUCCCUGCCAGAAAGCGGAGACCGUGAGCCUGGAGCCUCAGCCCGGAAGCCCGACGGGUCCGCCGGCUAACGCUGGGUCUCAGCUCUCCGGAGCUCCGGCGGCAUACGGAUCGCUGUCUCCUCCCUGCUUCCUCCAGAAGCUGAAGAGCCAGGAGGUGGCGGAGGGAAGCCCCAUUCGUCUGGAGUGCAGAGUCACAGGAAACCCCCUGCCCCUCGUCAGGUAAGGUUUUGAUCUUCAAUCUGAAGUAGCUGUUCUGGAGCUUUCAGCAGAUGGUGUGUUCCUCUGUUGUGAUGGAACUGAAGAUGUUCAACUAUCCCAUUUUUCCUGAGCACUUGAAGGACUUCUGGUCCAUGUUGGUGUUGAAGGUUUGACCUGAAACACAUUGCUUUAGGGUGGGGGCUUGAGUAGACAGGUAGCCUCUGUUUUGAUAAUUAUAUCACACUGUACGGUGGAGGAGGAGCUGAGCUCCUGACUGCAGGUGUCAUAACCAGUUAAAAGUUUCUCACAGUAACUUUAACUAAUUUAAACAGUGUCAGCAUGUGCAUCUGUCAGAUAAAAUAAUAUUAAUUCAUAUUAUCUGGUAAAAUGAAUGGAAAAGAUUAACAAAUCAAACCUGUUAUAAUAAUUUACCUUACUGAACUUGUUUUAAACAUAAUUUGUUUAACUUACUCUUCUACCAAUUGAUGGAUCCAUUAUGUUCUUUUUAUUUAUUUAUCUUUUUGAUGAUGUACCAGGCAAUUCUGCUGAGUCGAGCUAAUGCUGAUGUGUCUUAAAGCUGCAUUCUCUCUAGUGUCCAC